Molecule: messenger RNA, 1422 nt
Organism: Schistocerca cancellata (South American locust)
Lineage: Eukaryota; Metazoa; Arthropoda; Insecta; Orthoptera; Acrididae
Exons: 2
Coding region: 170-1333 (387 amino acids)
Source: RefSeq, a predicted model, not a curated record
GUGGGUAAGGGCGUUGUGUGUAGUAGGGAGGGUGUGUUAUGGAGGAUAUGUUUUUCAUGGAAAAUGAAAUAUAGUAUGCAAAUUGGUGAAAUAAAUAAAUAAAUAAAGUGACAAAUAUAUUUAUGCAUAAUGCGUGCCAUCAGGUUGCGAAGUUAUUCUUAAGAACUGUAUGCAAGCAAAAAUGGAAACGGAAAUAAAAGCGAAAAUUGUUGCUUCUGACAAACAAUGUUUUAGUGAAAAUGCCAUUCACGAGCAGAUACUGCACAUUAAGGACAAGGAAAAUGGUAUCGUGCUGUGUGCUCCUUCUGCUGAAAGUGACUUGUGCCAAGAAAACAGAAAUAAUGCAAAACAUGUGACUAAUUUUCACCAGAAUAAUGUUGAAAGAUGUGACAGUAAUAAUAAAAUUGUUGGCAGUGAAGAGACGUGCAAGGUUGAAAUGUCGCCACCAUCAGAAAUUUGCAGCAUUCCUAUCCCACUUUCAGAAACAGUUAAAUUACAUCCUUCCGACAAGACAAGUACAACAACUGAAAGUCUUAGUCAGAGUGAACAAAGUUUAGAUUUUGAUGCUGUGCGGGAUACUACAGGGGCUCAUAAACUGAAAUCUAGAAAGCAUGUCAAUAUCUGCACAGAGAGCGAGGACCAAGAGGAAGAUGGAAUCAAUAAUUUUGAGACUAUGGCCCUUCGAGGUUCUGAGACAUCAGAAUCUGUAGCAGAUCAUUCAGCAGUGAGCAACAGCACUGAUGGAUGCCUUACAGUUACUGGAACCAUUAAACGUGGCAAGAAGGCAGGUCAGUGCGUGGAUAUUAGACUGAAUAUGUCUCGUGAAGAGCUUGAGCAUCUUGAAGCAAAUAUAACUGCAAAAAAAUCCAGUUCCAGUUCAGCUUCAACUUGGUUAUCAUGUGGUAUUAAGAGUGGUCCCCAUAUAAUGGUAAUAACUGCCCUUAUUUUACCUCUUGUAAGUCUUGUGUCGGGUGCGUAUUCAUUUUACAUUGGGACAAUUACUUGGUACAACAUUUUUACAUAUUAUACUGAAGAAAAGCCUACAUUCUGUAGGGUACUUGUCUCUCCCAUUCUCAUUUUAUUGUAUCCUUUUCUUAUAGUUAUUUUUACUCUUGGUCUUGGCAUUUAUGCAGGUUUUGUUCAGCUGUCAUGGUUUUAUGAUAGCUGGUAUAAGGAAAUAACAGAUCUAGAGAAAGGGUUUUAUGGCUGGUUGUGUGCUGUACUGAGGCACGAGGAAUGCUCUCCAUAUGAAGUUGUAAUCUUAACAGACAUUCAGGGAACAGGCAGAGUGGAACCUAUUGAAAGAUCAUCAUCUGGAGAUCUAUCAGGUUAAGGACAGACUUUAUAAUCUUCAAUAUGUUUGACUGUAUAUAAAAAUUUAUCUGGUUUAAAUUACAUCAUGUGAGCUGGAUAUGAAAAGGC